GGUGAGGAACGAAGAGGUGCUGUAGGUGAAUGAUAAUUAGGUGGGUGAAUGAGGCAGUCAGCCAGCUAGCAAUGGCUCGUUUGCUGCCGCUGAACUUGUCCCUGUGUUAUCGCUAACGUGACACAAGUUCACGUUGCGUGACUCGGCGUCCUCGAGCUCUUCAGUUCUUCUUUCUUCAGUCAGAUGGGACAACAAUGAAGGUCAGUCGACGGAGAUGGUGAAGGAAGGAAAGAAUGUGCAACAGAUUUCAAAUUGAUUUCUCUGGGGAGGAUUCUGGUACAGGACUUCUGGCGUCAAUGAGCUGACCUGUCUCUCCACUGAAGCACACGAGAGGAGAACGUCGUGUCAUCGUCGCCAUCGUUGCGCAGAGAGCAACCACGGCGAUUCAUUGUCCAGGAAAGAUGCAGAAGUGAAGUAUCGUAUGAUCAAUCGCAAGCAAAAUGCUUCGUCUGUAGUGAAGCGCGCCUAUUUAAUGGCAGACUAGACAUGCAGUGAAAGCAGGACGGACGCACACACAGAGAGAGAGAGAGAGAGAGAGAGAGAGAGAGAGAGAGAGAGAGAGAGAGAGAGAGAGAGAGAGAGGGAUCGUGGGACUUCAAAAUUUAAUGGCGCCGGAUUGCGUGUGCCUUAUUUAAUAUGCGGGUGCGAGUCGAGAUCGACGGGACGCUCAUCUCGAAGUGGCAGGAAGGGUAGGAUCUGAGCGUGUCGCCGGUUAUAAUCAUAGAUUGGGCAAAAGCCUGGGUGAGGAACCGAAGACAGAGGGCAAUUCUGAAGAACAUAGGCUGAUACGGAGAGAUUGAUGGAUAACAACAGGAUGAUACGGAGAGAUUGAUGGAUAGCAACAGGCCUAUGUAAUUGGGGAGGGGGAGAUUAGGAAGGCGGUCGUGUCGGAGUGGGAAAUCACCUGUUCUUCGCUCGGUUUGUGUCGAGGGUAACGGUGACGGGUGUGUUUGUUAAUCAUGAGAGUUGUAAGGUGGCUUAGGGGCUGGUGUACUGCUGUUGCGGGCUGCCUUGGUCGCAAUCUGACGGGCAAUAGUGCAGAAGUGUCCGGGGUUGGACAGGAGUCGAGCCCGAUGUCGGGAACUGGUGUGGAUUCGUCGGAGACGCCCCGUUUCAGGUCUGGCCCUAGCCAUACCUCCACGGUGGUGGUGGUAGUUAACUCCACCGACAAUGUGAUCGUAACGCUGUGGAUCGACUACGAUGGGAAGGAGGUACCGUAUGACAAGCUUGCGCCAGGGGCACAGGUUCGGCAGCAGACGUAUGUUUCACACCCUUGGGUCUUCAGGGAUGCCGCUACAGCAGAGCAGCUUGUUGUCGAUCGCCGGCUGGUCCUGUUCCCAGAGGAGGAGGAGAAGGUUGUCCAUGUACGCAGACCAGAAGUUCUGGAGUGGAACCUGGACACUCACAGAAGAUUUCCUCAGGACUUCCGAGAGCAAGUCAAGGAGAUUUUGCGAUGUCAUCGGAGAGUGUACUGCGGUGGGCACAAGAGCAAGUGCAGCACAGGCGAUGCUUUGCCUCUUGCUGAUGGCCCCCCUGCCCAGCGGUCAAGAGGAUCCUCUCCGAGUAUGGAUGCUGAGAUGCCGAUUGAUAUGCUCGGGUGUAGAUUAGGGCAGCUACCUCCAGACCUGUUACUUCUCAUUGUGAAGUACUUUUCGCCAACCAUUCAAGAUAUCCUUCCCUAUGAGGAAACAACGGUGGUUACUUGAAAAGCCACAUCAUUCAAAGCCGCCCUCCUUUUGUUCAGAUCAUUAUGUUCUGCUGUCACUUCAAAGUGCCACACCGUGCCCUUUUAUUAUUGUGCCGUGACUCAAUGGAACGGGCUGUCACAAUUGGACAGUUGUGUAUCAUGCGGUCUCCACAGUUGUGUAUCAUGCGGUCUCCACAGUUGUGUAUCAUGCGGUCGCGAGUUUGACAAGUAUACUCAGCUGAGGGCAUACUCGUCUCUGGACGCACUUCCAGUCGGAUGCAUGCACUUGCUGCCGUAAUUCCGGUCAGAUAGACCAGCGGCAUCCAGGCGAAAGUGAAUAAUGUCCGAAGAGCGACAUCCCAGUGUGAGUACAUUCUGAUUCUUAAAUUUAUUCCAACUCCACGAUGAUUCAUUCGGUCGGUUGUUACACUGUUGAACAGUCUAACAGUCUAACAGUCAAACAGUCGGGGUCAAUGCAGCGAUGGAAGCUGUAAGCUUUCGGAGUAUGGAAGCUGUAUCCAAGUGCGCUUUCGGAGUGCGAUGAGUACUUGGCUUCAAGCAUACAAUAACUUGCAGAUAAGCCAUGUGCUCUGUCGAAGGAAUGGUAGAGGGCAGGUUCUCCAGUAAUGCGAUGCGACUAUGUGCCCGUUGGGCUUUGGGUUUGGAAGGGAACGCAGCGUUUCCACUUGGGAACCAGUACCAUUCCCACUUCCACUUGCGAAGCAAUGUCUCUGAGUUCCUGGCGGUGAGCAACGCACUUCCGCGGCAUCGAAGCAGUUCCAUCAACGUGCGUGCUUUGUCGGCAGUUUGUCAGUGUGAUCGGCUUGACUUUGAGCGUGCAGAAGCUGACAGAGGAGUUCUGUGCUUCAUGGAGGGAGCGGAAGAGAGAGGCUUGCCUGUGUGAUCGACACACGAUCGACUCAAUGCGACUAUGCGCUGCCUGGCCUUUCUGCUCUGAAGGGAAUCCGGCGUUCCCUCUAGCGAAGAGAUCGCUCUUCGGCCGGGCGGUGUUUGUUGAGAACAUGCCCAGAAGUGUAGAUGCUAAACAAAUCGUGGAGCCUUUCCGUGUGCGGGCUCGAAGAUUGAACCGGUGGCAAUGGGGAUUGAUGAGAGGAUGUUUUGCAUUCAGACGUCGUUUGCCCGAAUUGGAUUUCGGCGAUUUAAUACAGGGCGGAGCAAAUGACAGGGUGGGGAGGGGGUUCCGAUGGGGCUGCGGGAAUUUGUAUAGAGGUGAGUGAGACCGUGUGAUGGUGAUUUAUCAGUGAUAAGUGCAGCUAUUCUUUUCUUGAGGACCCCUGUAGUUGGGCCUGUACCCUAAUCUGUCUCUCUAACCUAUUCUUUGGUCAUUCUUUACUGAAUCUUUUUUUUGGUCUAUUCACUCUAUUCCUAUACUAGCCUUUUUUUUUUUGUCUAUUCCUUAGUUAGUUUAAUAUUUAAUGGCCUUUGAAGUUUCAACAGCCUUUCAUUAAUUAUGAUCCUAGUCUCUUGGGUCUUUAGGGUUUAGGGUUUAUGGUUCCUGGUUUCAUUCAGAUUAAGUGCCGCACCGGGCGGUGACAUUUGCCGUGCUUGGGAGGGUGUGCUACGGAGUGGAUGUGGUGGCAGUCACUCUCCUCGGAAGCAUCUCCUUUGCCGUUUCCACUCUUGGUCGGGUCGAGGACGCGUUCGGUACUCUUCAUCCUUGUGCAGAGAGAAUUUCUUUGAAGUGAAAAUGCGCCUCACUGGACGUAGACCUUAAGAGCUGCUGUAGAUAUGCUUUGGAAACCUUUUUUGAAGUUUUUUUUCCUUCUUUCUGCCAUUUUCCUUGUGAAGGAGAGCGAAGUGUCGGCGGAGAAUCGAGGAGCGCAAACUGCACGUUUGGCACUGUUUCUGAUCGCGAAUUCUAACUACUACCAACGAUUAGCUCUGCCCCUCUCACGAGACACGGCAUAUUCACGCUAGCACUUUUUCGUUUGUUUCUGGAUGGAAUUGCAGCCAGAUGCAUGCAGAUCCGGCAACAAAUGCGGCCAGAUAAUGUUAGUGUGAGUAUGCCCACAGAGUAUGAGAGGAUGGAGGGGAAUCCGAACCGGACUGCGGAUGUCAACUACGGCGUUGAUAUGGGUGCCACACACGAGUUUUGCUGAGGAAACAUUGCUCAUGCCAGACGACAUGUAGGAUUUCCGAUAGCAAUGCGGUUCAGAAAGAUUUCGGUAGAAGCAUCGGGAAUGUACGAACCACGUUGAUAUCCACAUUCAUGACAGUUCUCGGACAUAUGGGGGAGACUUGCCAGGGCAGGCUCUUGAACAAGCUUUGGGUUUCUGGCCUUCUUUCCUGAUACCCAUCGCCAAGGUAAUGUAUUGAUCACCCCACUAACACCGUUAAGUCUUUUCCUG
Molecule: messenger RNA, 4056 nt
Organism: Chara braunii
Lineage: Eukaryota; Viridiplantae; Streptophyta; Charophyceae; Charales; Characeae
Source: the annotation of a GenBank genome assembly